AUGCGUCUGCCUGCAAUUGUUGGUGCCGUCGGCCUCCUGGGCACGGGAGUGGAAGCUGCUCCUCGAGGUUCUUGGUUCAGUUCUUUCCAGCAGCAUCGAGUUGCUCGGUCUCCCAAUGGAAACGCCUACGACCCUCCCAGCUAUACUCCCGUGAACACAUACACUCCUGUCGACACAUACACUCCUGUCAACACCUACGCGGCCACCAAGAACACCACCACACCGACAACUCACUCGACAACUCUUGAGCCAAGCAUCCAAUGUCCUUCUAACUACGUGUUUGUCUCUACCAAGACUGUCGAUGUCACUGUCACUGUCACUGCUUCUUCCAAUGGAUCUUACUACACCACUGCUGUCUGCCACGACUGCACCAAGACCUUGACCAUUAGCAACACCAUCUACGUGCCCCCUAGCAAGUAUGCUUCAACCAUGCCAUACGGCGAGCAGAACUCCGGAUCUCCUUAUCCCGCCAACUCGACCUAUGCGGCGCCUUCUCAGACCAAGAAUGACUACCCUUACAUGAACUCUACUAUUGGAUACUCUGCCUCUACGCCCACCGGUUAUCAAACUCCUGGACAGAGCGCAGUCUACAGCACUGCCAAUGGCUACGUCUCUCCUCCUGUCUACACUAAACCGGUCUAUACCAAGCCUGUGUACUCGGACCCUACUUAUGGUAACUCCACUGGCACACAGUCAGGCUAUGUCCCUCCUGUGUAUACCAAGCCUGUCUAUUCCUCAGUUGCUACUGGAAAUGGAACAGUCCCCGUGUACACUAAGCCUGUAGAUACACCGACGUACUCGGCUCCUGUCUACACAAAGCCCAUCUUACCUGGCAACUCUUCGACUUAUGAGACUCCCACUUACACCAAGCCCGUCGAUAGCCCCAUCUACACGCCUCCGGUCUAUACCAAGCCAGCCUACUCCCAGCCUGUCAUUCCUGGAAACUCAUCCACCGUUGAUCCUCCUGUCUACACGAAGCCUGUAGAAACUCCUACGUAUACGCCUCCUGUUUACACUAAGCCGGUCUACUCCCAGCCCAGCAACUCAUCAACCGUUGUGCCACCAGUUAUCUCGACAACUAGUGACAAGGCCGUCUAUACCCCACCAGUCUACACUAAGCCCGCCUACUCGGUACCAGGAAAUUCCUCAACCGUAGACCCUAUCAUCUCAACUUCCACCAGCGCAGAAACGGAGACACCUGCUGAGACUACCAGCUCAGAGACCCUCCCAGUGAUCCCAACCUACCCAGCAUCCGAGGACGUUACCAGUACCCUGGACACAACGAUUUACGAGACCGAGACCGAGACUCCCACAACGAGUGCUACUGAGACGCCCUAUCCCACAACAACUUGA
This is a messenger RNA of Fusarium tjaetaba, 1353 nucleotides long. Its product is annotated as repetitive proline-rich cell wall 1. Bases 1 to 1353 code for a protein of 450 amino acids. The record is from RefSeq and is a predicted model, not a curated record. The transcript is spliced from 2 exons. Lineage: Eukaryota; Fungi; Ascomycota; Sordariomycetes; Hypocreales; Nectriaceae.